Molecule: messenger RNA, 543 nt
Organism: Paraglomus occultum
Lineage: Eukaryota; Fungi; Glomeromycota; Glomeromycetes; Paraglomerales; Paraglomeraceae
Source: the annotation of a GenBank genome assembly
AUGAACAUGCUACUUUCAAUACUUGUUCUUCUUUUGUCCUCCACACUGCUCACAUCGAGCUUGCCAGUACCGGAUUCUCCAAAUCCGAGUACCCAUAUUGCUUAUGCUCAAUUUACAGGAGUUGUUACGGGAACGAUCAACUUUCGUGAGGAUGGCAGCCAAACAUUUACAAAUGUUAUUGUUCAAUUGUACUCUGGAUUGACAAAUCUUACCGGUCAAUAUGCGUAUCACAUUCAUCAGUAUCCGGUACCAAAUAGCGGUGACUGUAACCUUACCGGAGGCCAUUUAUCGCCAAGCGGAUAUCCGGACGGUGCACCGUGCGAUCCUAAUAUCCCCAAUCUUUGUCAAGAGGGUGAUUUGAGUGGUAAACAUGGCAAGCUCCCAGGUUUCCCGUCUGGACAAAUAUUGUAUAGACAGUAUCAAGAUCCUUAUUUAAAAUGGGUCAAUCCGACUGACACAAUUUUUGGACGAUCAGUCGUUAUUCAUUAUCCUAAUGGCACUAGAUACGCUUGCGCAAACAUAUACGCAGGCUAUCCAGAAUGA